AUGUGGUGGCUAUUCAGGGCGCUUUUCAGCUCCAUUUUCCUGCUCAGCAUCGUCCUCUCGAUUCCCGUCGCCUUCGAUGUCGGCGGUCGCGACAGUGGGCUGGCUUACAGUCUAGCCCUCUUCCUCUUCUACUUCAUAUACUCUAGCCUUGAGCUUUUGACGCCCGAAAAGUCACGCUCGCGGUAUUUCCUCUCUGGGUUCCUACGACUGUCGCAAUGGAUCAUCAUCCCUACCCUUCUCAUCUGGGCACUGGGCCAGUUUGCUGUUGACGCUGGCAACACAAACUGGGUGGAGCGAACAGUGGGUGGUUUGUUCAACUCCAAAAGCACAAGCUGGAGGGAAUGGAUGUUUGGCAGAGAUGGUCUGAUUGAGACGGUCACGCUGGGUGGAUGGGAUAAUGUGCUACGGUAUUCGGGGCCCGUUUUCCAGCUUUUGGAGGGUUUCUGUACCUUGCUGGUCAUCCAAGCCGCAGGACAACUUACCAGGUGGCUCGUCAACCGUGGAAGAAGUGAUACUUGGCUGAUUGUCCUUCUGGUUCUCUCCAGCUCCAUCAUGGCCAGUGCCGUUUACUUCCUCUGGAGAGUUGCACAAUUCCCUCAAAUUGGCAACCUCGAUGCCACCCUAAUCGGCAUUGCAAUGACAACUGCCGUAUUCCUGUGCGCCUUUGGUAUCGGCAGUGGUCGCGGCAAUCCUAUCGAAUCAUCGCUUCUCUUUGCUUACAUCGUCCUCUGCAUCUACCAAAUCUUUACGGAUUACCUACCGUCUGAGAAUGCAGACCAAACAGAAGGCCUUGAGAACUCCGAAUCUGACAUUCCUCCUCUGCCACCUGUCAUCAUGGCAUCUUACUCAACUUUCCUUCACAUGCUGGGUUCAUUGCCCUAUGCCGUCCACUCAUCCUUGGCCCUGCUAUAUGCGGCCUUCCAAACCAUCACACCCUCAGUCAUCAUCUCUUUAACCUACCGCUCAUUAGUAUUCUACUGCGCUACACGAAUCAUCCCUUCAAUUCGAGAAUCGGGUGCGCGAGCUAUGAUGCAGGAGCCUGAUUGGGAAGAUGGAGAGACUGCCAGCAAACUUCUGGGAUUCCUCAGCUGGUUCUCACCCUCAAUCUUAAUAGCUGUCUACACGAGUCUGCUCCUACAACAUUUCACCACCAGUGACGGCCCUGAUGGCUGGACGCUGAGGGGCGGUGAUCCCGAAGGCAGCAACUGGCAAUGGGCCAACAUCGGACUAACCAUGGUGUUGUACGGUGUCGAACUCUACCUUGGCUCCGACGAGCAUGAUCACUGGAAGGUCGACUAA
Fusarium coffeatum is the source of this 1299-nucleotide messenger RNA. RefSeq lists its product as uncharacterized. Bases 1 to 1299 code for a protein of 432 amino acids. The record is from RefSeq and is a predicted model, not a curated record. Gene Ontology annotation, biological process: septin ring assembly; endoplasmic reticulum inheritance. Gene Ontology annotation, cellular component: cortical endoplasmic reticulum; endoplasmic reticulum membrane; perinuclear endoplasmic reticulum. The transcript is spliced from 2 exons. NCBI's taxonomy places the organism in Eukaryota, Fungi, Ascomycota, Sordariomycetes, Hypocreales, Nectriaceae.